AUUUUCUAAUGAGUACAAAAACCCAUUAAAGAAUUCUCACCUUCAUAAAAAAAUAUAAAGACGAGUAUAUGCAUCAUAUUUAAAUAUAGAUUGAGCUCUUCUACUGGAAUUGAUGAAUUUGCUGAUUUAUUAAAUGACUGCUUUGAUUUAUUCAAUCAAGAUUAAUCAAGAAGAGAAAAGGUUAAUAUAAUGUUGGAAAGUCUUGUUUUAGAUGAUGAUAGUAAGCUUGUAGAAGGAGGUAAAAUAAUAAAUUAAAAGAAGAUUUACAAAAAUAUGUGGAGAGAUUAAUUGAUUUCGUUGAAGGACCAAGUGAUGAUCCAUUAGAAAAAAACAAUCUUAAGUAAAGAAGUUCAUCAGGUAGUUCAGAUGAGGAAGAUAAUAGAGGUCAUAAUAAAUAAUAAAAUAAACAUAAAAGAGAUAGAAGCAGAGACAGGGAAAAAAAUAAAAAAUCAAAAAAAAAUUAAAAAAACACAAACCUUAUUUCAGAAUUAUCAAAAGUAUUUGGAAAAGAAAUUAAUAUUAAGGAUUUACUAUCAUCUCUAACAAAUAAUAAUAAUAGAAAAUAAUAGCACAAUAAUAAUAAUAAAAAUGUUGUAUUCUUAUAAAAUGUUCCAAGAGAAAUGAGAUCUUAUUCUGAAAUUGAAUCUUUACUUUAAGGAAGAGGAGAAUUAGUUAAAAUUCAACUAUUAGGAAGGUAAUUUAUAAAUUUAGUUUAGAGUACCUUCAGUUCAAUUUAAAAAUCAUAAUGAUGCAUAAGCUUUAAUUGAUAAAUUUAUUGUCCAUAAAGGAGUUAAAAUUGAAUUUACAUCAAGUUUAAAUAAAGUAAAUUGUUUGAAUAUCAUAAAGUAGCAAUAACAUUAAGAAGAUCAUAAAAAUAAUAAGAUUAUUAUAUUAGAUAAAGAAGGAAAAAAGGUAUCUAAUCAAACUAGUUAACCAGCUGCCCCUCUAUAAUAAUCUUAGCAAUAAUAAUAAUAAGUGUCACAAAAGCCAGAUUCAAAAAUGGAAGAGGAAACAGACUAAAAAAAAACCAAAGAAGAGUAAGAAUUAAACACACAAAUUGAAUAAAUUAAAGGAUAGGCCAAAACAUUAAUUGUUGAUAAAUUAAGAUUAGCUUUAUUACUGAUUAAAAGGAAAGAUAAUUAUCCUCCUUAAUUAAGUGUUGAAAUAGAUGAAUUAAAAAAGUAAAUAAUCAAAUUAAAUAUUAGAUUACUAACUUAGAAAAAAGAAGAAAUUUAAAAAAUGAACUCAUUGGAAUAACUCAAAGCAGAAUUAUAAUGGCUAAAUGAGAAUUAUGAUUUCACUCUAUUAAUUACUUAGAUUCCAGAAUAAUUAUUUAAAGACAAAACUGUUACCAAAGUCCUCAAUGAAGAAUUUUAAGUAAGCAUUCAAAUUUAUUCUAAGAAAUACGGAAAAAUUGAUAACUUGCAAAUAAAAAUAAAAGACAAAGCCGCCCAUCUUAAAUUCUUUAGUUUUGAUUCAGCAGAAAAAGUAAAUAAAAUUUAAUAUAUAGGCUUAUUAUCAAGCAAAUGAAAAUUCAAAUUUAAAGGUAGAGUUUUUAAAUUAAGGUAUUAAAAAGGUAUUAAUUGCUUAAAGUUGA
Molecule: messenger RNA, 1597 nt
Organism: Paramecium sonneborni
Lineage: Eukaryota; Ciliophora; Oligohymenophorea; Peniculida; Parameciidae
Source: the annotation of a GenBank genome assembly